GGCAGCGGGCCGUGGCGUCCCCACCCCCACGGGCGCCCUGGCCGCCGCGCCGAGGCGCCGCAGCCCCAGUCUACCGACAGGCACCACCGCGCCACCACCGACCUGCGAACUCACGCGUAGCGCAACCACUUGCGUUCUCGAUGUGUACUAUCUGUCCAGGAAACCGAACUACCUGUGUGCGUUUAUGAACCUUUGUAUAUAAAUCUGCGGUGUAUUCAAUAUAACUUACCUGUGAAGUUUAUAUAAAAUAAUAAAGUGCUUCAUAACAAAUCGAAAAAUUUGGAAUUUACGAAACUUUUCUGAUUUCGAAGAACAGCGUGCGCGGCGGGUCGCGGCAUGCGUCCCAAGCGGUAGCGGCAGCAUGCGCGCCGUGUCGCUGUGCCUCGCGCUGCUCGUGCUGGCGCGCCACAUCCAUGCACAAGGACUGUCGUGGCGCGUGGGCGAGGCGAGCGCUGCGCCCGCGCCGCCCGCCACCGUGGCCGCCAUAGCGCUCUCGAUCAAGUCCCGCGCACACACAGAGAGGCUCGGAGCCAUCCAGGACAGUCGCUGCUACCUCAUGAACGGCGGCGCCGUCGAGAGCUUCUUCAUCAGCGAGGACACACCUGUCGGCAGUGUUAUCGGAACUCUGAGCGUGAAUGGCGACCCGUCGGAGGAGCAGGGCGACAUCACGCUGCGGCUGCAGGAGAAGGGCGCGGCGGUGGGCAUCGCGCCCGGCACCAAGAACCUCACGCUGCUGCGCGCGCUCGACCGCGAGGAGAAGCUGGGGCCCUCCAACGUGUAUGUCAACGUGCGCUGUGACCGACGGAGGACCACUGAUCCCAGCUUCAUAAUCCCAGUGUCGGUGCGCGUGUGGGACGUGAACGACAACGCGCCGGCGUGGCUGGGCGCGCCGUACCGCGCGCGGCUGUCCGAGCUCACCGCGCCCGGCACGCGCCUCGCGCUCGGCGCCCGCGCCGCCGACGCCGACCAGCCCGGCCCGCACGCCACCAUACACUACUCCGUGCUGCCAGGACCACAUCAUGAGUACCUGGGAUUCCCGAACGAGCUGGACAGUGUGUUGGUGGUGAAGAAGCCGCUAGACUACGAGACACUGCGCAACUUCACGGUGACGCUGCGCGCGCAGGACGCGGGCACGCCGCCGCUGCACAACGACACCGUGCUGCACGUGCAGGUGCUGGACGCCGACGAUCAGAACCCCAAGUUUACGCACGAACAUUACACUGCUACGCUGCCUGAAGAUGCUAAAGAGGGCACAAUCCUGGCCACAUCGCCAGGUCCCAUCUCAGCGGCAGACCAGGACCUGGGCAUCAACGCGCCGCUGCAGUACUCGGCCACCGGCGACAAUGCACGCCUGGUGCUGGUGGACAAGGAUACCGGACAGGUGGCUGCUACCAAGCAGCUUAUAGAGGAGCUCAGCCAGCCUGUCACUAUUGUUAUAAAGGCAACGCAAGUAGACAACUCUGACCGCUACGCGCUGUGCACGCUGGGCGUGUCGCGGGCAGGCGCGGCGCGCGGCGUGCGGUUCCGGCGCCGCCAGUACGCCGCCGCCGUCAGCGAGGCCGCGCCGCUCGGCGACACGCUGCUCACGCUGCACACGCAGCCGCCGCCGCAACACAACCUGCAGAACAACCUCCAGUUCUACGUGUCAGACCGAUCGUUUCUGGAUAAGUUUGCGAUCAACAGCGCAGGCGAAGUGGUGCUACGGAGACCGCUUGACUACGAGACGGCUGACUCCUAUCACUACCAGGUCAUGGUCACCGACGGAGUUUCUAACGACACAGCUUCAAUAAACAUCACGGUGCUGAACGUGAACGAGUGGGAGCCGCGGUUCCGCUACCCGCAGUACGAGUUCCGCGUGGACGAGGACGCCGGCGACGCCGAGCUGCUGCCCGUCGGCAAGCUCGACGUCUUCGACGGAGACAAGCAGGACAACGUCACGCUCACGCUGCGAGGUUCCGGAGCUGAUGCGCUGGUGGUGAACGCGUCGGGCGGCGUGUGGGUGCGCAGCUCUGCCCUGCGCGCGCACAACGCGUCGGUGCUGCACGUGGUGGCCACCGCCAGGGACUCCGGCGCGCCGCCCAGACAGACAUCAGUGCCGGUGACAGUGCACCUGCGGCGGACGUCGGCGGCGGGGGCGGGCGGGGCAGGCGGGGCGGGUGAAGGGGGCGUGGUGCUGAUGUUCGGCGGCGCGCUGGCGGCGCUGGCGCUGCUCGUCUGCGCGCUGCUUGGAUACAUAUACACUGUUCGUCGUCGAUCAAAGCGCAGUGCGGGUGGCUCAGGCUCCGGCUACGUGACACACGAGAAGCCCCCAGCGGCCCCGACUCCUGCCACCCCCCACGUGCCCACCAGCACGGGGGUGACGGGGGUGCUGCCCACUGCAGGGGUGCUGCGACCAGCGGGCUCCGCGGGCUCGCUGCUGAGUGUCAGCGCGGGCGCCAGCACCAUACUCGCCAACUCUACGUCCAGCUUAGAUCUGCAGCAAGAGGCAAACAGUGCGGCGCAAGGACACCAUAAUAAUUCAGCGCGACAAUCCCAGCGCAUCCCCCGCAGUAAGGUGGCCCCACUAACCCCGGGCCCCUUAAGCUCAGGCCCCGCGAGCUCGGGCCCCGGCAGCGCGGGCGGCGGCGUGGCGUCGCUGAUGUCGGACCACCUGGGGGCGCGGGGCGCGGGCCGCUCGGGCGUGGCGUGGCCGAGCGCCACCAUCCCCGCACGCGUCAAGAAGCUCAGCUGGGACGACGCCGCUCAUGAUAACAAGAGGGGAGGAGCUGACAGACGCCACCAACCCCACGCUGGCAGACCACAUGAACCUCACCGUCUACUUCUGACCGAGGGCCCGGGACCCAGCGAAGACAAGGCACAAACUUAUCAUAACCAGGCUCUAGAUGAAAAUAAUAGAGUAACUGAAGUAAAGAAUAAAGGUCUAGAAGACCAAAAUGUUACAGAAGCCGGUACUGUUAGACAGGAAGGCAAACCAGUUAACAGAACUGCAGGUCAACAAAGCAACGAUAAAUAUCAUAAAGACACUGUAAAUAAUCAUGAAACUAAAAAUGAUGUUCCAUUACCAGGAUCUACAAAAACGUAUUUAGAAGAAAAGGGUGCACCGUCAGAUAAUUAUCGACAGUCAGAUCCUCUGAAUACUGUUGGAAUACCAAUCUAUAACAAUUCUUCGCCUCAUAAUUAUAUGUAUAGCAAUCACCCAGUUUCCGCUUCAAAUUUUUAUAUUCCCGGUUUAAGCGAGCCGUCUUCGCCAUCCAACUAUUCUACGAUGGCUAUGAGUCACCCCGGACAUCCCAGUCACGCUAUCAUAUUGCAAAAUGAUCGACCUCCCACUAGCCGGCCAGUCCCGACCCAUAUACUUCUCACUAGCAACCACAAGCGUACGAAGCAUCUGAAGCCGCCAUCUAACAACAAGCUCAAAAGCAAACCAGUCACAAUUCACCACAUAACUCCCAUUUGCUACCCUGUACAGUCUUCCAGUCAGUCGGCUCUCUUCCACCCGCCUGCGCCGUCAAACUACGCGUUACCAGUGAGUCACCCUCACGCAAGCCAACAGCCGAUCUCUAUCAUACCAGCUACACACUACUUGCAAAGGGAACCUAAUCAAAAUGAGCAGAGAUACGCGUCACCCUCAGCCCCAGUACUAUACGAGGAAGAACCUUCCCCCCUCGGUUCGUCAGGUCUUCCGCCAGCGUAUGCUACAAUAGACCCUAAGAAACUGCGCGCGAUGCACAUACGACCCGCAGUGUUCAAGCGGAAAGUGUUGGCGAACAACAAGCAGUACCAGUUGUUGUGAGUCAUGAUGAUGGAAUAAAUACUUAUACAAUUGUAACGAGGACUCAAAAUACGUUGGCCCAUGCCUUCAUAUUGCUUCGUACGACACUUAAUUACAAUUUACAACAAUAUAGGUACCUCCUCUACAUAAGUUGAUCUGAUCCCAUGUAUAUUUUGCCAAGUGAUUCCUCGACUCUUCUGAUCGCAUAUACCUCCUGAUUAUUGGUUAUUUAUUAGCUCUAUCGAUAUAUGCAUCAGCACGACAGUACCUAAGUUCUAAUUCAGUAUCAAUAGACGCCAAGUCGGCGAGUGACUAGCUAAGUUGGCUGCAGAAACGUUAGUACCAUUUGUUGAGAUUAUAAUAGCUUAAGUUUACCGCUGUAGUUCACCAGCAGUGCUACUGUGAAAUAGUUUGUAAAAUUAAUUGACAUCAAUGCCCUAGUAAAUAGAAUUGUACAUAGUUUUAUAAUGAUUACAUGUAAUUGUUCGGAGUUAGCAAUUUUUAUAAAUUUUAUAACAUGUGAUUAGUACUUUAGCUGUGUUUGCAGUUUGUAAAGAUUUAUUUGAUAAGAAACACUUUCUAUUGAGAGAGUAAUUGACGAGAACAUUAUUUAAGUAAAUAAUUACGUUAACAUUUGUGUUAAAAUAUUUAUAACAUAUUAGUUAGAUACGCAUGUACGAACUGUUAUUAUAAUGUUUUGUUUAAAUGA
Molecule: messenger RNA, 4481 nt
Organism: Helicoverpa armigera (cotton bollworm)
Lineage: Eukaryota; Metazoa; Arthropoda; Insecta; Lepidoptera; Noctuidae
Gene: Cad96Cb
Product: Cadherin 96Cb
Exons: 17
Coding region: 362-3793 (1143 amino acids)
Biological process (GO): multicellular organism development; adherens junction organization; homophilic cell-cell adhesion
Cellular component (GO): catenin complex; adherens junction; plasma membrane
Molecular function (GO): calcium ion binding; cadherin binding
Source: RefSeq, a predicted model, not a curated record